CAACGUCGAAGCAUCUUAUACCGUUCGUCCUCGUGGGCAUUCCAAGCGGGAAUUCUCGAAAGCCAGUUGUGCGGUAGAAACACGCGUCGCGGCCUGCCGCUCGCCGGUACUUUCGACUGCUCGUAAAACCGCCGUUUUCUCGCUUUGUGCCGUUUUCGUGUGCGCCGAAUUUACCUGCCAACGGGCCACCGACCAAUACCAAACUACCUGGACUGUUUCACCUCGACCUCUGCGGGUCUUACGGUCGAAUCCAGAUUGAAUAUUGCCCCCGGCAGGAUGGACGCUGAGACCGGGGCCAUUUUGGCGCUACAAAUAUUGGCUCUCUGUUCGAUAGUCGCCGCCCUGUUGGCCUAUCUAAUGCGGCAAUCGAGAAAUGCCAGCGACGAGUACGAGACCCGCAACAAACGACACGUUCUCGUAACUAGCUGCGAUACCUGCGUAGGCUUGCAGAUCGCCCUUGCACUCUACGAAGUUGGUUACAAGGUGUUCGUGGGACUGUUGGAUCCCUCCGGGAACUCUCCGACGGUGAAAAUCUUGAGGGCGAUAGAGCAGCAGAAAGAAAGGGAGGAGGAGGAUCCAACGGAUACGAGUCACGGGAACCCGCAGGAGCCGGAAGUACGUGCUCGCGGCAAAAUCGUGCCAUUGGAGCUGGACUCAACUAGGGAGGACAGUUUACGCGCUUGUUUGGACGCAGUUAGGGCGAAACUUCCGGCUGGCGAAGACGGUCUCUGGGCAGUCGUGCACACCGGAGGCUUGGCUCUGCCCGGUGUUAUAGAGAGACAACCGAGUUCUGCGUGGGAAUCUAUGUUGCGACACAAUUUGGUCGCGCCGCUUAGAACCGCCAGAAUGUUCAUUCCUCUUUUGCGUCCUAAAAGAGGACGCAUCGUUCUUUUGGGCGAUUCGACGACGAGCUACGGUACCAAAGCUGGAACGGGACUGGUGGCGUUCAGUGCUUCGAGGAAGGCCGUGGAAGGAGCUGCAGAGGCAUUAAAGAGUGAACUACAAUCCUCCGGAGUCGACGUCGUUCUUCUUAAACCACCGCCCGUGAAUCCUCUUAUUCUUUAUAGUUCACCCGUUCUCAAGACAUCUGAUGUGGAGACUGGAAUAGUAUCUUCAGAGGGUACGUGGACCGCACCUCUGUCCACUCACGCUAUUCAGAACUCGUUAGUCCCGGCACUCACGUCACCCUGCCCACGAGUCUCUUACGACAUGGCCGCCAAGUCGAGAUUCUUCUGCAGAUGA
Habropoda laboriosa is the source of this 1242-nucleotide messenger RNA. RefSeq names its product D-beta-hydroxybutyrate dehydrogenase, mitochondrial. The transcript has 6 exons. The coding region runs from base 277 to 1242 and encodes 321 amino acids. NCBI's taxonomy places the organism in Eukaryota, Metazoa, Arthropoda, Insecta, Hymenoptera, Apidae. The record is from RefSeq and is a predicted model, not a curated record.